AUGUCUGAGUCCGAGGCUCGCAAUCAGCUCGAGACCAAUUUCUGGGGCCCAGUUCAUAUAACUCAGAAAGCGCUUCAGAUCUUUCGGGAGGUGAAUCCUAAGGGUCAGGGUGGUACGAUUGUUCAAGUCUCCUCGAUUGGAGGAUUCCUAACUGCACCUGGACAUUCGUUUUACCAUGCUAGUAAAUUUGCACUCGAAGGCUUCACGAAAUCGGUCGCGAAGGAGGUUCGUCCGGAAUGGAAUAUUCAUUUCUUGAUCGCUUCGCCUGGAGGUAUGCGUACGAACUUUGCACAGUCUAGCCUCGAGUCACCACCUAGACACCCAGCCUAUGAUUCCCCUGAUGGUUCGUUCAGUCAGUUGAUUGAUCAUAUUCAAUCUCAGUCCACUUGGAGUGACCCUGAUCAUUGCGCUCAGGUUCUCUUUGAUUGCGUUGUUAGGCAAUAUGAGCGUCCUCUUCCUAUUCGCUUGUUAAUGGGGGCGGACACCAUUCCCUAUGUGAAAGGGGAAAUCAACCAGAUGCUAGAAGAGAUAGAGGUUUGGGAGAAUCAAACUCUACGGUGCUCAUAA
Messenger RNA from Penicillium malachiteum, 567 nucleotides. Its product is annotated as NAD(P)-binding protein. The record is from RefSeq and is a predicted model, not a curated record. The coding region runs from base 1 to 567 and encodes 188 amino acids. Lineage: Eukaryota; Fungi; Ascomycota; Eurotiomycetes; Eurotiales; Aspergillaceae. The transcript is spliced from 2 exons.